Messenger RNA from [Candida] anglica, 1069 nucleotides. NCBI's taxonomy places the organism in Eukaryota, Fungi, Ascomycota, Pichiomycetes, Serinales, Debaryomycetaceae. The record is from the annotation of a GenBank genome assembly.
AAAGAAUUCUGCAACCCCACCUGCUGACCCACAGCCCCUCAACAGUGAAUCCUAAUACAUCCAUUUAGUUUAAAAACAAUGUAUUUUAUCUCAUAUUCCCAAUCUCUUCGUUUUUUCUUAUUUCCAAGUACAAACAAUAUCAUUUUGCAACUAUUCCUGAGAUAUCAGUACUAUUUGAAGUUCCAUUAACUUCAAUUAAAAUUUUGUUAAAAAUUUCCAUUUAUUUCAUUCAAUCACAAAUUAGCUGGUCUAACAACUAUUGCAAUAUAAAAAUAGGGAAUUAAACAACAUGUCUUCUGGUUCACAAUCUAUUAUUGAUAAGGUUUCAGCAGAGCAUUCUGUUGCAAGUAUUCAACAUGAUGGUGAGUUUAUAAUUUUGGGAGGAAAGAAAUAUUAUAAGAAUGAACUUCAAACUGCCUUUGGUGGUACCCUUACAGCCGAAAGAUAUGCUCCUUAUCCUAAGCAUCAAUUUGCCAAUGCUGCUGCUAUGGGGUUAUCAUCGUUUGCCAUGACUACGUUUGUAUUGGGGUUAUAUUAUGCUGGUGCUAUGGGAAUCAAGAUUCCAAAUAUGGUUAUUGGACUUACAUUUUUCUAUGGAGGUAUAGUACAAUUUCUUGCUGGUGUUUGGGAAUUGGCAAUUGGUAACGUUUUCGCUGGAACUGCCUUGGCAAGUUAUGGACCAUUUUGGUUUGCAUUUGGAAGUAUAUAUGUUGAAAGUUUUGGUAUACAAGCAGCCUAUAAAGAUGAACCAGAACAAAUGGCAAAUGCAGUUGGAUUUUUCUUGGUUGGUUGGUCAAUUUUCACAUUCUUAUUGGUUUUAUGUUGUCUUAAAUCAACCGUUAUGUUCUUAGGUUUAUUCCUUACUUUAGAUUUAACCUUUAUCCUUUUAGCUGCUGGCAAUUUUACUGGAAAUCCUAAAAUUGUUAAAGCUGGUGGUAUUAUGGCAGUUAUAUCUGCAUGUUGUGGUUGGUAUAACGCAUUUGCUGGUACCGCAACCAAACAAAAUUCAUAUUUCAAUGCUAAUCCAAUCCCACUUCCAGUUUGGGGUAAAAUAUAAUGUUUAUGAGAC